AUGGCACUGCUACGGGCGCUGCUCUCGGCGCUGCUGCGGGGGUCGCGGCCAGGGCUCGGGGGGCCUCGGGCUGGCGGGCGGGGGGAGGCGGAGAGCUCGGGGCACGAGCUGCCGUCCGGACCGCGGCUCUGCUGGCUGUGCCGACAAUACGGUUUUCUUAGAGAAAAAUGCUUCACGCAGAGAAGGAAAAGGCCCUCCCCAGAGGUGUGGAGCAGGGUAGAGAAGGACAGUGGCUCUAGAGUGUCCAGCACAGUGAAUUUUGCUCCCAAGAUGAUUUCUGAUCUUUUCAAGGAGAGAAAAGUAAUCUCUUUCCAAGGCUGCAUUGCUCAGAUGUUUUUCAUUCAUGUUAUUGGAGGAACUGAGAUGGUUCUGCUCAUUGCCAUGGCCCUUGACCGUUAUGUUGCUAUAUGCAGGCCUCUCCACUACCUGACCAUCAUGAACUUCAGAACUUGUAUUUUACUCUUGGUGGUAGCCUGGACCAUUGGAAUCAUCCACUCAUUGAUCCAACUUGUAUUUGUUGUAAACCUGCCAUUUUGUGGCCCCAAUGAAGUGGACAGCUUUUACUGUGAUCUUCCUCGAUUUAUUAGUCUUGCCUGCACAGACACUUACAGAUUGGAGCUCAUGGUCACUGCCAAUAGUGGUUUCAUCUCUCUGGGAACUUUUUUCAUUUUGGUUAUUUCCUAUAUCUUCAUCUUGGUCAUUGUUUGGCAACGUUCUUCAGGUGGCUUGUCCAAGGCUCUCUCUACUCUGUCAGCUCACAUCACAGUUGUGGUCUUAUUUUUUGGUCCAUGUAUUUUUGUGUACUCAUGGCCAUUUCCCACAGUGCCAGUGGAUAAGUUCCUUGCCAUUUUUGAUGUAAUUAUUACCCCAUUUCUGAACCCUGCCAUCUACACUUUUAGGAAUAAAGAGAUGAAAGUGGCAAUGAGGACGAUAUUCAGUCAGGUGUUGAGCUCCAGGAAGCUAUUUUAAGUGAUUUUGAAUCAAGAAAGACAAGCAUCUCUAACAUUCCCUGACUGUGCUGCAGACAUGAAUCCAAUGAAACACAGCACAGGGAUGCUCUACUUACUAGUUUAAUUAUUAAUUAUAGGAUUUUCUUAAUGAGUUUUCUGC
Zalophus californianus (California sea lion) is the source of this 1110-nucleotide messenger RNA. RefSeq names its product olfactory receptor 4F21-like. The transcript is spliced from 3 exons. Gene Ontology annotation, molecular function: olfactory receptor activity; G protein-coupled receptor activity. Gene Ontology annotation, cellular component: membrane. Gene Ontology annotation, biological process: G protein-coupled receptor signaling pathway. The record is from RefSeq and is a predicted model, not a curated record. The coding region runs from base 1 to 969 and encodes 322 amino acids. NCBI's taxonomy places the organism in Eukaryota, Metazoa, Chordata, Mammalia, Carnivora, Otariidae.